Homalodisca vitripennis (glassy-winged sharpshooter) is the source of this 1375-nucleotide messenger RNA. Its product is annotated as adenomatous polyposis coli protein-like. The coding region runs from base 1 to 1095 and encodes 364 amino acids. Gene Ontology annotation, biological process: positive regulation of protein catabolic process; nervous system development; pattern specification process. Gene Ontology annotation, molecular function: microtubule binding; gamma-catenin binding; beta-catenin binding. The record is from RefSeq and is a predicted model, not a curated record. Lineage: Eukaryota; Metazoa; Arthropoda; Insecta; Hemiptera; Cicadellidae. Gene Ontology annotation, cellular component: beta-catenin destruction complex; catenin complex; cytoplasmic microtubule. The transcript is spliced from 11 exons.
AUGGCAACCAGUGCGCAAGACCGACCAGAGGACGUUGUGGGACCUCGGUGCUGUCCCCAUGUUUUGCGUUCACUGGUGCACUCAAAACACAAGAUGAUUAGCAUGGGGUCAGCAGCUGCACUCAAGAAUCUAGCUGGGCAGCCAUGCCCUGAAAGCCGAUAUCAUGGGAUAGGGCUGUCCAGAGCAGAGACGUCGUGUGUGAUCAAAACCAUUGAGGCCUGUAGAGCGGUUGGGACAGUCGGGAGUCUGGUGGUGACCAGCACACAGUCCGAUAACAUCUUUGACAGGAACAGGACCAUCUGUCAUCGAUCUGGCUCUUUACAGCUGGGUCAAGGGCAGCGUGUCAAGGAGACAGAGGAGAAGCCACAACCAGAAGCUUUGAUGGAACGACUAACACUGGAAGAGACUCCACUCACUUCCGAUCAGCCUGUCAACAAUAGUCUCAAGUAUACCGAGCAGGAAACUCCACCCAUUGCUGACCAGACAGAGCAACCUGUGAACUACAGCCUCAAGUACCCUGAGGAAGCCAACAGGACUACAGUCUGCGCUACGCAGAAGAAGAUACAGAGAAACCCAAGACCUAUUGUACCGAAGGGGACCCCAUAUAAUUUCUCCACUGCUACAUCACUCUCAGAUCUAUUGACUCCAGACACUAAUAAUAAGUCUCUGGAAGCCAAGAGUGGAGGGCUGUCCCCUGUUGGUUCACUCACCCAUGAUGACAACAUUGUCAGCGUCCCUAUACCCAGUCAAGUCAAGGAGGAAAGUAGAGAAGGUAAAGUAGUGACUUUUGAGACUCCCCUCAUGUUUUCUCGCUGCAGCUCACUCGGCUCACUCAGCAGCUGUGAACCUCCAGAUGACAGAAGUUCUGUUGUCAGUGAAUUCAGUCGCAUGACCAGUGGAAUGGUAUCACCCAGUGAGUUACCGGACUCGCCCACCCAGACAGUCCCUCCUAGUCCUCACUGUGUAAAGCCUCCAAUGCCAUUGCCAGUUGUCAAGCCAGUGAGUGUGUUUGAAGAGAGAGUCUCUGUCUUUAAGGAAGAGAGCACUCCUGUACAAUUCUCCACUGCAACCAGCCUCAGUGGACUUGACCUUUGAAGAUGAACAACCGAUGGAACCAGUGAGCAAGAGUGAACUACAGCUCCUGAAACAAGCUCCAUGUGAUCCAACAAAUGAGCUGGCCCCAGUAGAUGAGGAGGAGGAUGAAGAUAUGUUAGCUGCAUGCAUCAACAUCGGCAUGCAGCAUAGUAACAGGAGGAGUGUAGUAGGAAAGGCUACUCCUGUGGUACGUUGUGUACCCACUCAACGCCCCAGUGGCAUCCCCCGCAGUACUGGAAUACCGGUGAAGACACCAGCUGCAAGUCCUGCCAAGCCUGUU